CGUAGUCUCUGUGUUUCGUUAUAAACAACAGAUUAUCAAUAUCUCUUCAUGAACUCCUGCUACGUCUACUUGCGCCAGCACCCAUCUCUGAAAACGUAUUCCGUUGUUCCAUCAUAGUAGUUUUGGGAAGUAUAUUGCUAAAUCCACGGAUCAGCCAGCUCACAGGCCACGAGUUCGAUCGCCUCUACAGUUGGUUCACACCUUCAGUUACGUACACUCCUCUGUCCCAUGAUCCAAGACGUGCGCCUGCAAAUUCGCGAGUUUGCUGCGCCAGUUGCGCAAAAACUGGGCAUCGGCAAGAUAUCCGACUUUGCCGAUGUUAUCUUGCUCUCCUUCGUGUUCUUUACUACUGUGCACAAUAGUCUCUCACCCGCCGUAAGCAGUGCGCUUUUUCCUGUGUCAUAUGGGAAAGCAGGAAAGAGAACGAGGAACAACUGGGAUAUACGUGUGGCAUCGCUCGUCCAUGCUAUCUUAAUUGUAUUUCUUGCCGGGCGCUGUCUCAAUCUUCCGAGCCUUGACCAAAAUCGCGCCUUUGGUUGGCAUGAAGAUGCAGGGUUUCUAAUAGCUAUUGCAACGGGUUACUUUAUAUGGGACACAUUGGAAUCGAUCAUCCAUUUCAGUGACGUUGGAUUCGUUUUCCAUGGCAUUUCGUGCCUUCUGAUAUACGGCCUUUCAUUUACGCCCUUUGUUCCUUACUAUGCAGUACGUUUCUUGUUUUGGGAGUUGAGCACUGUAUUCUUGAACAUCCAUUGGUUUUUGGACAAGACAGGAAAAACAGGCAGUGCCCUUCAGCUCGUCAAUGGUAUUGUCCUCAUUACGACCUUCUUUUGUGCACGCUGCAUCUGGGGCGCAAUGAUGUCGUAUGACUUUUUCAUGACUUUGGAUAGCGUAUACGACCAAGUUUUGACACCAUACCUCAUCAUUUAUGGGGGCGGCAAUGUCUUACUCCAAGCGCUUAACUGGUUCUGGUUCACCAAGAUGAUAACUGCGCUUGUGAAAAGGUUUCAGGGAAAACCCAAUGGUCACAAGGUCGUGAACGGAAAAACUAAGAAAUAACCAU
Molecule: messenger RNA, 1060 nt
Organism: Suillus discolor
Lineage: Eukaryota; Fungi; Basidiomycota; Agaricomycetes; Boletales; Suillaceae
Product: DUF887-domain-containing protein
Exons: 9
Coding region: 229-1056 (275 amino acids)
Biological process (GO): lipid homeostasis
Cellular component (GO): membrane; endoplasmic reticulum
Source: RefSeq, a predicted model, not a curated record